AAAAAAUUAUUUGAAAAAAAAAUUCAAUUUCAAGAAAACCCAAUUUCAAGCCCGAGAUUUUUCUUCUUCAAUUCUCAAUUUCACUUUUGCAGCUAAAUCAUCAAAAAUCGAAAAUAUACAACACCAUGACUGAUUACGAAGCUGAGAGAUACGAAGGUAACGGCGGUGCUGUUUUCGAAAACAACAGCUACGGUGCCGAUUCCUCUCCUCCGCCACGCGGCGGCGAUGAUCACAGCGAUUCCAAGUCUCAGCAUGGGUCUCGUGACUACGAGAGGGAGUCUUCAAAAGGCAGGGAGAAAGAGAGAAGCAGAGAUAGUGACAGGGACAGGGACAGGGACAGGGACAGGGACAGGGACAGGGACAGGGACAGGGACAGGGACAGGGACAGGGACAGGGAUAGGGAGAAAAGCAGGGGCAGGGAUAGGGAAAGGGACCGAGACAAGGAUAGUGAUCAUCAUCGUGAUCGACAUAGAGAUCGCAGUGAAAGAAGGGAUCGGGGCCGAGAUAGGGAUGAUGAUGAUUACUACCGAAGCCGAGAUUAUGACAGGCGGAGAGAUUAUGAUAGAGACAGUGAAGACAGACAUAGACGCUUGUCACGAUCUCGUUCAAAAGGUAGAUCUGAGCACAGAUCAAGGUCACGCUCACGAUCACGCUCUAAGAGCAAAAGGAUGAGCGGUUUUGAUAUGGCUCCUCCUUCUUCUGCAAUAUUGCCUAAUGCUGCCGCUGCUGCUGCCGCUUCAGGCCAGAUUGCUGGGACCACUCCUCCCAUUCCUGGAAUGUUUCCCAACAUGUUUCCAUUAGGGACUAGUCAGCAGUUUGGUGCUCUCCCUGUUAUGCCAGUUCAGGCUAUGACUCAACAGGCUACUAGGCAUGCUCGGCGGGUCUAUGUUGGAGGGCUUCCACCUACAGCCAAUGAACAGUCUGUGGCUACCUUUUUUAGCCAGGUUAUGGCUGCAAUUGGAGGGAACACUGCAGGCCCAGGGGAUGCUGUUGUUAAUGUUUAUAUAAACCAUGAAAAGAAGUUUGCAUUUGUGGAGAUGAGAUCUGUUGAGGAGGCCAGUAAUGCAAUGGCUUUGGAUGGGAUUAUUUUUGAGGGAGCACCUGUUAAGGUGAGGAGACCUAGUGACUAUAAUCCAUCUCUGGCUGCAACACUUGGUCCAAGCCAACCCAAUCCCAAUCUUAAUCUAUCUGCAGUGGGCCUUGCUCCGGGUUCGGCUGGUGGACUCGAGGGUCCAGACCGCAUUUUUGUGGGUGGACUUCCGUAUUACUUCACAGAAUCACAGAUCAGGGAGUUGUUGGAGUCUUUUGGACCCCUCCGUGGUUUUGAUCUUGUAAAAGACAGAGAAACUGGGAACUCAAAAGGCUAUGCAUUUUGUGUUUAUCAAGAUCUUUCAGUUACAGACAUAGCUUGUGCUGCUCUGAAUGGCAUUAAAAUGGGUGAUAAAACUCUCACUGUUAGGCGUGCCAACCAGGGCACCAACCAACCAAAACCUGAGCAAGAGAAUGUGCUAUUGCAUGCCCAGCAGCAGAUUGCAUUGCAGAGGCUUAUGUUACAGCCACAGCAACAGCCUGUGCCCACAAAAGUUGUAUGCCUAACUCAAGUAGUUACUGGAGAUGAGCUGAAGGAUGAUGACGAGUAUGAAGACAUUUUGGAAGACAUGAGAACAGAAGCCGGGAAAUUUGGUCAACUGGUUAAUGUUGUGAUCCCGCGCCCAAGACCAAACGGUGAAAAUGCACCAGGAGUUGGGAAGGUGUUCUUGGAGUAUGCAGACACUGAAGGUUCUUCAAAAGCUCGAGCGGGGAUGAACGGGAGGAAAUUUGACGGAAAUCAAGUUGUGGCUGUCUUUUAUCCAGAGAACAAGUUCUCCCAGGGAGAAUAUGAUGACUAAUUAGUUCUACAGGCUUCCACCACUAGAGUUUUGCUUUCAGUGAUGCCUUGUUAUUAGACCAUCAUGAUUAGAAUACUGUUUGUUCUCUAUGUUUUUAAUGAUAUAUAUAUAUAUAUAGCUUAGAAGUCUACUUUAUGGCUUUUGCUGUUUA
Molecule: messenger RNA, 2040 nt
Organism: Populus trichocarpa (black cottonwood)
Lineage: Eukaryota; Viridiplantae; Streptophyta; Magnoliopsida; Malpighiales; Salicaceae
Product: splicing factor U2af large subunit B
Exons: 13
Coding region: 126-1889 (587 amino acids)
Biological process (GO): mRNA processing
Cellular component (GO): U2-type prespliceosome; nucleus; U2AF complex
Molecular function (GO): poly-pyrimidine tract binding; pre-mRNA 3'-splice site binding
Source: RefSeq, a predicted model, not a curated record